AUGGCUGUGAUGGAGCCAGCUCAGAUGCCGGUGACCUUCGAGGAGGUGGCUGUGUAUUUCACCCAGGGGCAGGGGGCUCUGCUGGACCCCGGUCAGAGAACCCUCUACAGGGACGUCAUGCAGGAGAACUAUGAGACAGUGAUCUCACUGGGAUUCCCCAUUCCCAAACCAGACCUGAUCGCCCGGCUGGAACGAGGGGAAGAGCCGUGGGUCCCAGAUCUCCAGGCUGCCAAGGAAAGGGAGAGCCUGAGAGGCCCCCUCACAGGUAAUAGGACAGCGAGUGAGAAGAAGGAGAAGAAUCAGCAGCAGGAAGGUCCUGAGAAAGUGAAAUCGCAGGAGAGGUUUUUGAGAAUUGCUGAAGGGAAUUUUUCCCAGUGCUUGGAACAGGGAAAUGCCUGGGGAGAUGGACACAGAUCAGAGAAGCAGCUGGGAAACUAUCCCAUGAAGAAACUGGAUGAAUCCAUUCCAUGUGGUGGAGGAUGCAAGGAUCCCAAGGAAGUCACAGACCAGCAGACAAGUCACAAUGAAGAGAAACCCUACAAAUGUCUUGACUGUGGGAUAAGUUUUAGCAAAAGUUCAUCCCUUAUUCAACAUGGGCGAAUCCACACGGGAGAGAGACCCUAUAAAUGCAUAGAGUGUGGGAAAGGUUUUAUUGAAAGUUCAUCCCUUACUAAACAUGAAAGAAUCCACAGAGGCGAAAGACCAUAUAAAUGCCUUGAGUGUGGGAAAAGUUUCAGUGUGAAAUCAACCCUUAAUACACAUGAGAAAACCCACAUGGGAGAAAAACCCCAUAAAUGCUUGGAUUGUGGGAAAACGUUUGGUCAGAACUCAUACCUUAUUGAACAUAGGAGAAUCCACACGGGAGAGAGACCAUAUAAAUGCCUUUACUGUGGGAAAACUUUUAGUCAGCGUUCACACAUUAUUAAGCAUCAGCGAAUCCACACGGGUGACAAACCGUAUAAAUGCCUCAAUUGUGGGCAAAGUUUUGUUGACAGAACGAAACUUAAUAAUCAUCUGAGAAUCCACACAGGAGAGAAACCCUAUAAAUGCUUGGACUGUGGAAAAAGCUUCAUUCAGAAGUCACAACUCAUUAUACACCAGAGAGUGCACACAGGAGAGAGACCGUAUAAAUGCCUUGAGUGUGGGAAAAGUUUUAGUCAGAGCUCAAAGCUUAUUACACAUCAGAGAACCCACACAGGAGAGAGACCUUAUAAAUGCCUUGAGUGUGGGAAAAGUUUUAUGGAAAGUUCAUCCCUUAUUCGACAUGGAAGAAUCCACACAGGAGAAAGACCCUAUAAAUGUCUUGAAUGUGGGAAAAGUUUCAGUGUGAAAUCAGCCCUUAAUAUACAUCAGAAAACCCACACAGGAGAGAAACCCCAUAAAUGCUUGGACUGUGGGAAAACUUUCAGUCAGAUCUCAUACCUUAUUAAACAUGGGAGAACCCACACGGGAGAGAGACCGUAUAAAUGCCUGGACUGUGGGAAAACCUUCAGUCAGCGCUCAUACCUUAUUAAACAUGGGAGAAUCCACACAGGAGAAAGACCCUAUAAAUGCCUUGACUGUGAGAAAGUUUUCAAUGAGCGAUCGGCCCUUAUUAGACAUGAGAGAACUCACAUGGAAGAGAAACCCCAUAAAUGUUUGGACUGUGGGAAAAGCUUCAUUCAGACAUCACAACUUAUUAUACACCAGAGAGUGCACACAGGAGAGAGACCCUUUAAAUGCUGUGAGUGUGGGGAAAGUUUUAUUCAGAACUCAAAGCUUAUUACACAUCAGCAAAUCCACACAGGAGAGAGACCUUAUAAAUGCCUUGAGUGUGGGAAAGGUUUUAGUCAGAGUUCAACGCUUAUUACACAUCAGCGAACCCACACAGGAGAGAAACCCUAUGGAUGCCUUGAGUACAGCACCAUUGGCAGAGACUGGUUUCCACAGGGCCUUUUGUUAGAAGCCAGGAUUUCCCACCUCUGCUACAGCAGCAUCAGCCUCUGA
Emys orbicularis (European pond turtle) is the source of this 1986-nucleotide messenger RNA. Its product is annotated as zinc finger protein 883-like. The transcript is spliced from 6 exons. The coding region runs from base 1 to 1986 and encodes 661 amino acids. Gene Ontology annotation, molecular function: RNA polymerase II cis-regulatory region sequence-specific DNA binding; DNA-binding transcription factor activity, RNA polymerase II-specific. Lineage: Eukaryota; Metazoa; Chordata; Testudines; Emydidae. Gene Ontology annotation, biological process: regulation of transcription by RNA polymerase II. The record is from RefSeq and is a predicted model, not a curated record. Gene Ontology annotation, cellular component: chromatin; transcription regulator complex; PcG protein complex.